This is a messenger RNA of Vigna umbellata (rice bean), 1603 nucleotides long. The record is from RefSeq and is a predicted model, not a curated record. Lineage: Eukaryota; Viridiplantae; Streptophyta; Magnoliopsida; Fabales; Fabaceae.
CUGAUCCAACCAUUUAGCAUAAACAGAGACCAUUCCUCUGUCCAAGCAAAAACCAUGGCCACUUGUUCACUCAUUUCCACACGCUUCCAUUCUCCUUCUUCUUCACUCUUUCGUUCUUCAACCAUCAAACCCACCACAACAAUUCACCUUUCCAAAACCCUUCAUCUUCACACUCCCAACCUUUUCCUCCUUCGCCUCCCACCACCAAAACUCACAAUACCCCUUUUACCCAAACUCUCCAUUCCCAAACCUCUUCUCCUUCUCUGCACUUCCCUCGCCCUCUCCUUCACUCUCCUCGUUUCCAACGCCGACUCCGCCGCCGCCUUCGUCGUCACCUCGCCGCGGAAGCUCCAGUCCGACGAACUCGCCACCGUUCGCCUCUUCCAAGAGAACACUCCCUCUGUUGUCUACAUAACCAACCUUGCUGUCAAGCAGGAUGCAUUCACGCUGGACGUCUUGGAGGUUCCCCAGGGAUCCGGGUCUGGCUUUGUUUGGGAUAAGGAUGGUCAUAUUGUGACCAAUUAUCACGUUAUUCGUGGUGCCUCUGAUCUCAAGGUCACUCUAGCUGACCAGUCAACUUAUGAUGCCAAAGUUGUUGGUUUUGACCAAGACAAGGAUGUUGCUGUGCUGCGUGUCGAGGCACCAAGUGACAAGCUCAGGCCUAUACCUAUUGGGGUCUCUGCUGACUUGCUUGUUGGUCAGAAGGUUUAUGCCAUUGGGAACCCGUUUGGACUAGAUCACACACUCACAACAGGGGUCAUCAGUGGUCUUAGGCGAGAAAUUAGUUCUGCUGCAACCGGUCGUCCAAUUCAAGAUGUUAUACAGACAGAUGCAGCAAUUAAUCCUGGUAACAGCGGAGGGCCUCUCUUAGAUAGUUCUGGAAACCUCAUUGGGAUAAAUACAGCCAUAUAUUCUCCAUCUGGCGCAUCCUCUGGUGUUGGAUUUUCUAUUCCAGUGGACACUGUAAAUGGUAUUGUUGACCAAUUGGUGAAGUUUGGGAAGGUUACAAGACCUAUUUUAGGGAUUAAGUUUGCUCCAGAUCAGUCUGUGGAGCAGUUGGGUGUAAGUGGAGUGCUUGUGUUAGAUGCUCCUGCCAAUGGUCCUGCUGGGAAAGCAGGCCUGCAAUCAACAAAGCGUGACUCGUAUGGUAGACUCAUUUUAGGUGACAUCAUAACGUCUGUGAAUGACAAGAAGGUUACUAAUGGAAGUGAUUUGUACAGAAUUCUUGACCAGUGUAAAGUAGGUGAAAAGAAAGUCCUGACUCGGUCCUCUUCCAUACAUCACUGAAUCUUGAGUCUUGUUCAGAACAAAUUCUAAUCAAAUGACCUUAUCGAAAGUUCAUGCUGAGUGGGAUACCCAAGGGAAAUCCAGCGUAUAAGACCUAUGUAUUUUCUUAAUCUGUUUUUAAACUUGGUGUUGAAUUGCCUCUAUGUAAAACAUCUCACCCUGUGCUAAAUAACUUGCAUUGAGAGACUCAAUUUGAAGCUACUUUAUUUUCCUAGUUUAAUGGUUAAUGGUGUUGCUAUUCAGGUGAUUGUUGAGGUUUUGAGAGGUGAUCACAAGGAGAAGAUCCCUGUCAUUCUGGAGCCAAAACCUGAUGAAU